AUGGGAGUAGUCAAAGCUUUGCUUUUCGUUGUUUCCUUGCUAGUUGUUCCGAGUACCGGCUACCGUUAUCCAUUUCAGGAUCCGAGCCUUCCCUGGGACGAUCGAGUCGAUGACCUAGUGGGUAGAUUGACUAUCGAGGAGAUCCAGGGACAGUUGGCCAAGGGUACUGGAGCUACUCCAGAUAUAUCAAGACUCGAUAUUGGAGCGUACUCUUGGUGGACGAAUUGUGGCCGUGGUGAUGUCGGGGCAGGGAAUGCGACCUCUUUUCCGGAAUCUAUUGGCCUGGCCGCUGCUUUCAGCCCUGAUUUGAUGUAUGCCGUGGCAAGGGUUUCUGCCCUGGAAGCUAGAGCUAAAAAUAAUUAUUUCCUAAAACAUGGCCAAUAUGGUGUUCAUAAGGGAUUGAGUUGUUUUAGUCCUAAUCUAGAUAUUUACAGAGAUGCUCGAUGGGGGAGAAAUGAGGGAACAUGGGGUGAAGAUCCAUUUCUCGCUGACGUUUAUGCUCGUGUAUUUGUUAAGGCAAUACAGGGAGAUAAUCCAAGGUAUGCUUUAAUGACAGCAACCUGCAAACAUUAUACUGCUUCCGGGGGUCCAGACAGCUAUCCUGUGUCCAGAAUGAAAUUUGAUGCCAAGGUUUCAAUGCGAGAUUUACAGAUGACAUUUUUACCAGGGUUUAAGGGGUGUAUUGAUGCUGGUAGUUACGGACUACUCUGUGCUUAUAAUAGUAUAAACGGGGUGCCAGCCUGUGCUGAUAAAACUACCCUAGUAGAUGUUUUACGGUCUGACUGGGGAUUUAAAGGAUAUGUUAUAAGUGAUGCUGGAGCUAUUGAAGGGAUGAAGACUGGUCAUAAUUAUUAUAAUAACUCAGUAGAUAUUGUAGCGGGCAGUUUGAAUGCCGGGUGUAAUAUCAAUGCCGCUGGUGGAAAAACCAAAGAUAAGGAUAAUGCUUAUUUUUCUAUGGUUAAGGCUAUUCAAGAAGGCAAACUGACAGAGAAGAUGGUUCGAGAUUUAAUUAAACCAACAUGGUUCACGAGAUUAAGGCUUGGAGAAUUUGAUCCACCAGAGAUGGUACCAUACAAACAGCUAGACCUGUCCAUCAUCCAAACCCCAGCUCAUCGCAUGUUAUCUGUUGAGGCAGCCAUGAAAUCUUUUGUCUUGUUGAAAAAUCGAGGAGAUUUUCUACCAAUGAAACAAACCAAAUAUAAUAAUGUAGCGAUAAUUGGACCAAUGAUAAACAACCCAGAAGCACAGACCGGAAAUUACUCUCCCACCAUCAUGCCUACCUAUACCACCACUCCACUGGAAACUUUAUCUAAAUAUUUAGCUCAUUCUGUCACAUCAACUAAUGGUUGUCUUGGUGAUAAUAAUUGUUUACAAUAUAACCAGACGGCGGUUAUUCAGGCCGUUCAAAAAUCUGACGUAAUCAUCGUCUGCCUUGGUUUAGGAAAUGACGUAGAAAAAGAAGCUCAUGAUAGAAUGAAUAUAUCGUUUCCCGGUCACCAGUUAGAUAUUUUGAAGGAUGCUGUAGAUAAUAGUCCAUCCACGACUCCGAUAGUGUUGGUGAUGUUCAACGCUGGAGCAGUCGAUCUAAGAUGGCCGGAUGGCGAAAAUCGUGUUACGUCUAUUCUGGAGGUCUUCUAUCCAUCACAAGCUGCUGGUGAUGCCUUGUAUAACGUUUUGACGAUGUCUAAUGGAAGUUCAUCUGUGCCGGCUGGUAGAUUACCCAUUACAUGGCCAGCGAGUGAUGAUCAGAUUCCACCAAUAACCAACUUUACGAUGGAAGGAAGAACAUAUCGUUAUUCACCACCAGAACCUCUGUAUCCAUUUGGUUACGGUCUAUCUUACACAACAUUCCACUAUUCUAAUCUGACCUAUUCUGAUUCUAUAGCAGCUGGGGUCAACUUUACUGGAUCGGUUCAGGUCCAGAAUACUGGAAGUAUCGACGCCGACGAGGUAAUACAAGUAUAUUUCUCGUGGAACAGCCCCUCAGUACCAGCCCCUAAAAUACAACUAGGUAACUUUACCCGUAAGUUGAUACCAGCAGGCUCGACUGUUACUGUCCAGUUUACUAUACCAUCUAGAAUUAUGGCUUUAUGGGUAGAUGAUUCUACUGGCUGGAAAAUUGAAUACGGAACGUAUAAUUUCUAUGUUGGUGGUCAACAACCAAACCAGAAGAAAAAUGUCGAUUCAAAUGUACUGAAAGGAUUCUUUACUAUAUUCGGAGAUAAAUAUUUAGGACGAGCCAGAUAA
Molecule: messenger RNA, 2247 nt
Organism: Lottia gigantea (owl limpet)
Lineage: Eukaryota; Metazoa; Mollusca; Gastropoda; Lottiidae
Exons: 12
Coding region: 1-2247 (748 amino acids)
Biological process (GO): arabinan catabolic process; xylan catabolic process
Cellular component (GO): plant-type cell wall
Molecular function (GO): xylan 1,4-beta-xylosidase activity; alpha-L-arabinofuranosidase activity
Source: RefSeq, a predicted model, not a curated record